Messenger RNA from Spizellomyces punctatus DAOM BR117, 811 nucleotides. Its product is annotated as iron-sulfur cluster assembly protein CIA2. Gene Ontology annotation, biological process: iron-sulfur cluster assembly. The transcript is spliced from 6 exons. NCBI's taxonomy places the organism in Eukaryota, Fungi, Chytridiomycota, Chytridiomycetes, Spizellomycetales, Spizellomycetaceae. The record is from RefSeq and is a predicted model, not a curated record. Bases 104 to 583 code for a protein of 159 amino acids.
CACACAAGCUGUUGCUGUGGGGACGUGAUGAGGUAAACGAGCGAUCAGUGACAAAUUCAAAUUGCACUGCACUCCCCUCCAAAACCACAGCAUUUUCUAAACAAUGAGCAACAAGCUGAACGCCAAUCCCGUUAUAUACGAAGUUUCGAAAAACGUCGGUCGUAUUAGAAAGCCGGAGGAUGAGGAUGAAUCAGUUGCCGAUCCUUUUGACAGCGAAGAGAUAUUUGAGCUUAUUCGACACAUCAACGACCCCGAGCAUCCUCUCACCCUUGAACAGCUGAAUGUAACCCAGCAAGAAUUGAUAUCUAUCGAUAAUGACAAGCAUCAUAUCUUGGUUCGGUUCACACCUACCAUUCCCCAUUGCUCAAUGGCAACGUUAAUUGGACUGUGCAUCAGAGUUCGGUUAUUGCGGUCUCUUCCUGAACGUUACAAGGUGGAUAUCCGAGUCUCUGAAGGAUCGCAUCAAUCUGAGCACGCAGUCAACAAGCAACUCAAUGAUAAAGAGCGGGUUGCAGCGGCGCUGGAGAACAGCCAUUUGCUCGAGGUUGUAAAUCAGUGCCUCGCCACGACCAUUGACAAGUGAAAGCGAACGCCUGUCUCUCGAUAUCAUUUCAUGUCCAUAAUUUUCUGUUUGCAUAUUUAUAUCAUGCGCUGAUAUUGCAAAAUAUGAACUAUAUUACAUUGAGUUCUGCGAAACGCUUCGCGGCGACUCUCUCACGUAGAAUAAUUAACCAGAAUUGAGCUAGCACUAGUGAACAAGUCACAAGGCUGUUAGGGCAAUAAUAGUAUAUUGUCAGUAUUUCGAUCGGAA